CCGAACCGGCCGCGCGCCGCAGCGCCGCCGUCUGGGACCCCGCAGGCGCUGUCGCGGGAGGACAGGGAGCCAGAGACUCAGUCCUGCGCGCGCGCCUGCAGCGCGGACGCGGACGAGUGGGAGGCCUACUGCGCCAGCGAAUUCGCGGUGAAUGGAAUCGUGCACGACGUGGACGUGUUGGGCGCGGGCAUGCGCCUGGUGACUCUUCUGGUGGACCCCGACGGGCUGUACAAGAUGAGCCGCCUAUACAUCACUCCCGACGGCUUUUUCUUCCGCGUGCAUAUACUAGCCCUGGACUCCUCCAGUUGCCAUAAGCCGUGUCCAGAAUUUAAACCCGGAAGCAGGUAUAUUGUGAUGGGCCACAUCUACCAUAAGAGACGGCAGCUCCCCAGUGCGCUGCUCCAGGUCCUAAGAGGGCGCCUGCGUCCAGGAGACGGGCUGAUCCAGGGUAGCAGCAACUACGUGAAGAGGUUUAACCGAAAGCGGGAGUGGCAAGUUCGAGGUGCCACCCACACCCAGUGCAUUUGAACAGGCCAACUUGGCACUUGGGGUCCGUCUUCACAUGGCGGGAGGCUUCUGUGAAACAGGGCUACCUUAUGGACUCCGUGUGCGGCUUAGCUCUAAAGCUGUCACUUUAUCUACAAAAUGCUGGCAGGUGUCCUCCAGGACACUGUGGGAAAGUCCCUCGAGGGCAGUCACGCACACAACCCAGACACCAGACUCUGUGGGUCAACAGAUCACACCAUUUUUGCUGUUUUUAAGUUAUUUUAAUUUAAUACAUCCCCCACCCCCCCAGUGGAGACAGUUCACAAAACAGUUCUCGAAUUUAAAUAUACAACUUUGACUAGUAUCUAUCAUGUGGUGUCAAGCCAGAUUUUGUAUUUAAAGCAUCGAGUUUUAAAUUCCACACAAGGGAGUAAGCACCCUAGUCAUUUACAUAUGAAAUGUCAUAUAGAUCAAACACCAGCCAAGUGCAAAAACUAUUACAUUUCAAGGGCUAAUUCAAGCAAAACACCAUUCAAGGUGUGUUCCUGCUGUACCACACAAUACAAGCCCCUGUGUAUUGCCAUGCCUCCUUGCUCCCAGCAACCUGUUUUGUGCCAAACUGGCAUCGAUUCCAGGACGUUUUCUGGUGUAUCUGAUGUCAUUUUGAUGUUAAGACCUGGUAAUACCAUGAUUGUGUUUGCAAAGCAGUAAAUCUUGCUGUGAAAUCAGAAA
This is a messenger RNA of Mus caroli (Ryukyu mouse), 1218 nucleotides long. It is a transcript of the gene CUNH17orf58, whose product is annotated as chromosome unknown C17orf58 homolog. Lineage: Eukaryota; Metazoa; Chordata; Mammalia; Rodentia; Muridae. Gene Ontology annotation, molecular function: protein binding. The record is from RefSeq and is a predicted model, not a curated record.